This is a messenger RNA of Penicillium odoratum, 3198 nucleotides long. RefSeq names its product cation-translocating P-type ATPase. Gene Ontology annotation, cellular component: membrane. Lineage: Eukaryota; Fungi; Ascomycota; Eurotiomycetes; Eurotiales; Aspergillaceae. Gene Ontology annotation, molecular function: ATP hydrolysis activity; ATP binding; P-type sodium:potassium-exchanging transporter activity. Gene Ontology annotation, biological process: intracellular potassium ion homeostasis; proton transmembrane transport; sodium ion export across plasma membrane. The record is from RefSeq and is a predicted model, not a curated record. Bases 1 to 3198 code for a protein of 1065 amino acids. The transcript is spliced from 10 exons.
AUGACAAAUCUAGCGUCAGCUUUGCGUUGGAAAAUUGGUGAUGAGGAGGAUGGCGAUCGUAUCACGGUAGCACCGGACCCAAUUGCGAGUGAUAGAGAAACGAAAAACAAGAUAGACCGGCGGCCGAGCCAAAGAACAAUAGAUCCGAAGUCUGCCCUUCCAAUCGCAUAUCGCAGCCUUUCAUUCGAGAUUGAGGAUGAAGAUCAAAGAAAGCUGCGGCUUCAACGCCGAGGGGGAAAGGAUAAGAUGGCCGAUGCAGAAUGGCAAAAUAUCGAUUGGCACACCAUGUCUAUUCAGGAGAUCCAAAAAACUCUCAAUGUAGACGCAGGGAUUGGCCUAUCUGAAGCCGCGGCCAAGGAACGAUUACAGAAAUAUGGCCGAAACAAGAUUUCACCACUACCAAAUCCCUGGUUCUGGAAGAUUUUGGGAUAUUUCUUCAAGGGGUUUGGGUCAAUUCUGCUCCUUGGUGGCAUCCUGGUCUUCAUUUCAUGGAAGCCGCUGGGUGAGCCGCCUGCGGUUGCAAAUUUGGCCUUGGGUAUUGUCCUCAUCGCGGUAUUCGCCAUUCAGGCUGCUUUCAAUGCCUGGCAGGAUUACUCGUCUUCUCGCGUGAUGGCCUCAAUUACAGCAAUGCUCCCAGAGUCAUGUCUCCUUCUGCGCGGCGGUUCCCGGGUCGAGAUUCCUGCUUCUGACCUCGUUCCCGGAGAUACUUUGAUUAUCAAGGCAGGCAACAAAAUUCCCGCAGAUGUUCGAUUUAUCGAGGUUUCACAUGAUCUGAGUAUUGAUCGGUCCGUUGUCACUGGAGAGUCACACCCAAUAAAGGGUGACACGAUAACUUCAUCUGAUAACUACCUUGAGACAAGAUGCAUUGGUCUUCAAGGCACCCAUUGCGUCUCUGGUCAGGGAAUCGGCAUUGUUGUUGCCACCGGCGACUCGACGGUCUUUGGUCGAAUUGCUAAGUUGGCGGGUGAGCCAAAGACUGGACUCACUACUAUUGAAAAGGAAGUCAUGCGUUUUGUGGUUCUCAUCUUUAUUAUCAUGGUGGUCUGGAUUGUAAUUCUGGCUGCUGUUUGGGGUGGUUGGCUACGCAAGGCACAUCCUGACUAUAUCAACGUGCCCACACUCAUUGUUGACUGUGUGAGCGUUGCCAUCGCUUAUAUACCAGAGGGUCUUCCGAUUGCCGUCACUGCGAGCUUAACAAUCACAGCAAAUGUGCUUAGGAAAAACAAGGUCCUCUGCAAAUCUCUCAAAACUGUUGAGACGUUGGGAUCGGUAUCAGUCAUCUGCACUGACAAAACGGCUACAUUGGACGCUACAGGGGACCACGUAGCCGUCCAAUUGGAUCGGCCUGUUCUCCAGCAGCUUCACGCUGUUACAGGCCUCUGCAAUGCUGCUGUAUUUGACUCUGAGUCAACCAACAUUCCCCUUAGCGAGCGACGUAUUUUUGGUGAUGCUACUGAUCAAGCCAUUCUGAGAUUCUCAGAGAGUCUCGGUUCUGUCAGUGCGCUGCGGAAAUCAUGGCAGACAAUUUUCAAUCUUGCUUUCGACAGCAAAAACAAAUUCAUGAUCAAAGCGAUGAAGGCUGUCGAUCUUCAAGCGGCUAGAUCUUGUGUUUCUCCCGCCGAUUCAAGCAAUUUUGAUUCCAGCAACAUUCUUUUCACCAUCAAAGGAGCGCCGGAUAUCUUGAUUGAGCGAUGUUCACAAAUCCUAUGUCCUGAUAGCUCAACAAAGCCUCUUACCCAAGUCGAUCUAGCUGCUAUAAGGCGAUUGAAGGAUCAAUGGUCUUCAGAGGGUAAACGGGUAAUUUUGCUUGCUCGCAAGAUUCUCACAAAGGACGCUAUACCGGCUGAAACAAGCUCUGUGGAGUUUGAGACCCAAAUGCUCCGCGAAGCGAAGACAGGCCUAACUUUGGUUGGUUUGGUGGGUUUAACCGACCCGCCACGAUCCGAAAUUCCAGAGGUCAUUCGAGUCCUACGCCAGGCUCAAAUCCGGGUCUUCAUGGUCACUGGUGACUUUGGUCUCACGGCACUGGCUAUUGCUCGGCAGUGCGGUAUUGUUACCACGGAUUUGAUCCACGACGCGUCAGCUCUUCGCAAGUCCCCAAAUGCAACUGAGAAACAAGAGGAUAUAUCCCAAGCUGCAUUGCUUGUAAGUGGUCCAGACUUGAUCGCUCUCAACGAGUAUCAGUGGAGACAGCUGUGCAAGUAUCCCGAGAUUGUAUUCUCGCGUACUACUCCUAACCAGAAACUGCGCAUUGUUCGUGAGAUCCAAUCCAGGCAAGAAGUCGUUGCUAUGACUGGAGACGGCGUCAAUGACGCUCCUGCUCUCAAAGCUGCCGAUAUUGGUAUUAGUCUUGCCAGCGGUUCCGAUAUCGCCAUUGAGGCUGCGGAUAUGGUUCUACUUGAUUCAUUCGCUGCGAUCGUUGAGGCUGUGCGGUAUGGACGUGUAGUAUUUGACAACCUCAAGAAGACAGUCGCUUAUCUUCUACCCGCUGGCUCAUGGUCCGAAUUCUGGCCCGUAUUCUGCAACCUGAUCUUCGGAAUCCCUCAAAUUCUCUCGUCUUUCUUGAUGAUAAUAAUUUGUUGUUUCACAGACUGUGCUGCCGCUGUUGCCCUUGCAUACGAGGUCCCAGAAGCAGACGUUCUUUUUCGCCCCCCAAGGCAUCCAACCAAAUCCCGCCUGGUCAACUGGCAGCUUAUGUUCCAUUCUUACGCGUUCAUUGGUAUGAUUGAAACAGCCUUGUCAUUUACCAUGGCUUUUUGGUAUCUACAGAGGAACGGAAUUCACUUCUCCGAUUUGUGGUUCAAGUUCGGCGAGUUACCACCGGGUGUUGAUUCAGACUACUACACUGCGAAAGUUAACGAAGCAAGCUCAAUCUACUUCAUCAACCUUGUGGUCAUGCAAUGGUUCAACUUGAUGGCUGUACGAACAAGGCAUCUAUCCAUUUUCCAACACCCUCCAAUGUUCAACAAGUCAACACAGAACCUAUACUUAUUCCCUGCCAUAGCAUUUGCACUGGGAAUUUCCGUCAUUUGGCUUUACAUCCCUAGUCUACAGACAUCACUUAGUACCUCGGGCAUUCCUGCCGAGCAUUACUUUCUCCCUGCUGCUCUGGGUCUUGGACUCCUAUGUCUGGAUGAAAUGCGAAAAGCCGCUGUUCGUCGCUGGCCAAACGGAAUUUUGGCCAAGAUGGCUUGGUAA